AUGACGGGAGUUGUAGGCGGCAAGACCUGGUGCCCCCCACUUCCCCCCAGGCCCUUCGACAUCCUCAUCCUCGCCACCAUCUUUGCCAACUGCGUGGCCCUGGGGGUCUACAUCCCCUUCCCCGAGGACGACUCCAACACCUCCAACCACAACCUGGAGCAGGUGGAGUACGUGUUCCUCAUCAUCUUCACGGUGGAGACCUUCCUGAAGAUCAUCGCCUACGGGCUGGUGCUGCACCCCAGCGCCUACAUCCGCAACGGCUGGAACCUGCUCGACUUCGUCAUCGUCAUCGUGGGGCUGUUCAGCGUCAUCCUGGAGCAGGUGUCCCACAAGCCGGGCGACGCUCACCACAUGAGCGGGAAGCCGGGCGGCUUCGACGUCAAGGCCCUGCGCGCCUUCCGCGUUCUGCGCCCGCUGCGCCUCGUCUCCGGCGUCCCCAGCCUCCACAUCGUGCUCAACUCCAUCAUGAAGGCGAUGGUGCCGCUGCUGCACAUCGCGCUGCUCGUGCUCUUCGUCAUCAUCAUCUACGCCAUCAUCGGCCUCGAGCUCUUCAUCGGCCGCAUGCACAAGACCUGCUUCUUCAUCGGCUCUGACCUGGAGUCGGAGGAUGACCCCUCUCCCUGCGCCUUCUCGGGCCACGGCCGCGCCUGCCUGCAGAACAACACCGAGUGCCGCGGCCGCUGGGAGGGGCCCAACGGCGGCAUCACCAACUUCGACAACUUCUUCUUCGCCAUGCUCACCGUGUUCCAGUGCAUCACCAUGGAGGGCUGGACCGACGUGCUCUACUGGAUGCAGGACGCGAUGGGCCACGAGCUGCCCUGGAUUUACUUCGUCAGCCUCGUCAUCUUCGGCUCCUUCUUCGUCCUCAACCUGGUGCUGGGGGUGCUGAGCGGGGAAUUCUCCAAGGAGCGAGAGAAGGCCAAGGCCCGCGGGGAUUUCCAGAAGCUGCGGGAGAAGCAGCAGCUGGAGGAGGAUCUGCGGGGCUACAUGGACUGGAUCACCCAGGCCGAGCUGGAGGGUGACGAGGAAGAGGGGGAGCACGAGAAGCACCGCCUGACUGCUGAGGACCUGAUGGGGAAGCGGAAGCCGCGGCUGAAGUGGCUGCGCCACGCGAGUCACUCCACCGACACCCACGCCAGCCUCCCCGGCAGCGAGACCACCUCGGUGAACACGGAGACCGUGGGGGAGGAGGAGGCGCCGCCGACCGCCUGCGACCGCUGCCUGGGCAAAAUUACAAAGACAAAAUUCUGUCGCCGCCUGCGCCGCCUGAACCGCCUGUGGCGCCGGCGCUGCCGCGCUGCCGUGAAAUCGGUGUCGUUCUACUGGACCGUGCUGCUGCUCGUGUUCCUCAACACGCUGACCAUCGCCUCCGAGCACCACGGGCAGCCGCCCUGGCUCACCGAGACACAGGCCUACGCGAACAAGGCGCUGCUGUCGCUGUUCGCCGCCGAGAUGGUGCUGAAGCUCUACGCGCUGGGUCCCUCCUGCUACUUCGCCAGCUUCUUCAACCGCUUCGAUUGUUUCGUGGUGUGCGGCGGCGUGCUGGAGACGGCGCUGGUGGAGCGCGGGGCCAUGGAGCCGCUCGGCAUCUCCGUGCUGCGCUGCGUGCGCCUGCUGCGCGUCUUCAAGGUCACCCGGCACUGGGCGUCGCUGAGCAACCUGGUGGGGUCCCUGCUGAACUCCAUGAAAUCCAUCGCCUCCCUGCUGCUGCUGCUCUUCCUCUUCAUCAUCAUCUUCGCCCUCCUGGGCAUGCAGCUCUUCGGGGGCCGCUUCAGCUUCGACGAGACCCAGACCAAGCGCAGCACCUUCGACACCUUCCCGCAGGCCCUGCUCACCGUGUUCCAGAUCCUGACGGGGGAGGACUGGAACGCGGUGAUGUACGAUGGGAUCAUGGCCUACGGCGGCCCCGUGUUCCCCGGGAUGCUCGUCUGCGUCUACUUCGUCAUCCUCUUCAUCUGCGGGAACUACAUCCUCCUCAACGUCUUCUUGGCCAUCGCUGUGGACAACCUGGCAGACGGUGACAACAUCAACUCGGGGGGGGACAAAAAGUGAGCCCAGAGCCCUGGGGCCCUUUCGGGGGUGAUGAGGGGGGAACCCCAACCCCCCGGUCCCCAGGGGGGUGUUGAGGGGGAUCAGCCGCAGGAGGAAGAGGAGGAGGAGGAGGAAGAGGUGGAGGAAGGUGAGGCCCGGCUGGAGUCCCUGGAGGAGGCCCCCAAGCCCAAGGUGACCCCGAUCCCCGAGGGCAGCGCCUUCUUCGUGCUGAGCAGCACCAACCCGCUGCGGGUGAAGUGCCACGCCCUGAUCAACCACCACAUCUUCACCAACCUCAUCCUCGUCUUCAUCAUCCUCAGCAGCAUCUCCCUGGCCGCAGAGGACCCCGUGCGCGCCCACUCGCCCCGAAACCACAUCCUGGGCUACUUCGACUACGCUUUCACCUCCAUCUUCACCGUGGAGAUCCUGCUCAAGAUGACGGUGUUCGGCGGUUUCCUGCACAAAGGCUCCUUCCUCCGCAACUGGUUCAACCUCCUGGACGUGCUGGUGGUCGGCGUCUCCCUCAUCUCCUUCGGCAUGCACUCCAGCGCCAUCUCAGUGGUGAAGAUCCUGCGGGUCCUGCGCGUCCUGCGGCCGCUGAGAGCCAUCAACAGGGCCAAGGGCCUCAAGCACGUGGUGCAGUGCGUGUUCGUGGCCAUCCGCACCAUCGGGAACAUCAUGAUCGUCACGACGCUGCUGCAGUUCAUGUUCGCCUGCAUCGGGGUGCAGCUCUUCAAGGGCAAGUUCUACAGCUGCACUGACGAGGCCAAGCACACGCCAGGAGAGUGCAAGGGGACAUUCCUGGUGUACAAGGACGGGGACGUGUCUCACCCCUCGGUGCGGGAGCGCCUCUGGCUCAACAGUGACUUCAACUUCGACAACGUCCUGGCGGGGAUGAUGGCCUUGUUCACCGUGUCCACCUUCGAGGGGUGGCCAGCGCUGCUGUACAAGGCCAUCGACGCCAACGCCGAGAACCAGGGCCCCAUCUACAACUACCGCGUGGAGAUCUCCAUCUUCUUCAUCGUCUACAUCAUCGUCAUCGCCUUCUUCAUGAUGAACAUCUUCGUGGGCUUCGUCAUCAUCACCUUCCGCGCGCAGGGCGAGAGCGAGUACCGCAACUGCGAGCUCGACAAGAACCAGCGGCAGUGUGUGGAGUACGCGCUGAAGGCGCAGCCCCUGCGCCGUUACAUCCCCAAGAACCGCACCCAGUACCGCGUGUGGGCCAUGGUCAACUCCACCGCCUUCGAGUACAUCAUGUUCGUCCUCAUCCUGCUCAACACCAUCGCCCUGGCCGUGCAGCACUACGAGCAGUCCAAGCCCUUCAACUACGUGAUGGAUCUGCUCAACAUGGUGUUCACGGGGCUCUUCACCGUGGAGAUGGUGCUCAAGAUCAUUGCCUUCAAACCCCGGCAUUACUUCUGCGAUGCCUGGAACACCUUUGACGCCCUCAUCGUGGUGGGCAGCGUGGUGGACAUUGCCGUCACCGAGGUCAACAACGGGGGGCACGUCGGUGAGAGCUCGGAGGACAGCUCCCGCAUCUCCAUCACCUUCUUCCGGCUCUUCCGCGUGAUGCGCUUGGUGAAGCUGCUCUCCAAGGGCGAGGGCAUCCGCACCCUGCUCUGGACCUUCGUCAAGUCCUUCCAGGCCCUGCCCUACGUCGCUCUGCUCAUUGCCAUGAUCUUCUUCAUCUACGCCGUCAUCGGGAUGCAGACCUUCGGGAAGGUGGCGUUGCAGGACGGGACCCAGAUCAACCGCAACAACAACUUCCAGACGUUCCCCCAGGCCGUGCUGCUGCUCUUCAGGUGUGCCACGGGGGAGGCGUGGCAGGAGAUCAUGCUGGCCAGCCUGCCGGGCAAGCGCUGCGACCCCGAGUCAGACGUGGGCCCGGGGGAGGAGUUCACCUGCGGCAGCAACUUCGCCAUCGCCUACUUCAUCAGCUUCUUCAUGCUCUGCGCCUUCCUGAUCAUCAACCUGUUCGUGGCUGUGAUCAUGGACAACUUCGAUUACCUGACGCGCGACUGGUCCAUCCUGGGCCCGCACCACCUGGACGAGUUCAAGCGCGUGUGGUCCGAGUACGACCCCGCGGCCAAGGGCCGCAUCAAGCACCUGGACGUGGUGACGCUGCUGCGCCGGAUCCAGCCCCCGCUGGGCUUUGGGAAGCUCUGCCCGCACCGUGUGGCCUGCAAGCGCCUGGUGGCCAUGAACAUGCCCCUCAACUCGGACGGGACCGUCACCUUCAACGCGCCCCUCUUCGCCCUGGUCCGCACCUCCCUCAAGAUCAAGACGGAAGGGAACCUGGAUGUGGCCAACAAGGAGCUGCGGGCCGUGGUGAAGAAGAUCUGGAAGAGGACGAAGCCGAAGCUGCUGGACGAGGUCAUCCCCCCGCCUGAGGAGGAGGAGGUCACCGUCGGCAAGUUCUACGCCACCUUCCUGAUCCAGGACUAUUUCCGCAAGUUCCGGCGGCGGAAGGAGCGGGGGAUGCUGGGCGCCAGCGCGGGCCCCAGCAACGAGUGUGCGCUGCAGGCCGGGCUGCAGACGCUGCAGGCGCUGGGCCCUGAGAUGCGCCGGGCCCUGAGUGACCUGGAGGGGGACGAGGGCGGGGACGCCCCUGCGGAGGAGCCACUCACCUACGCCGCCCCCGAGACGCUGUACGGCUCCGCCCCCGGCUCCCCCCUGCUCUCGGAGCCGCCCCCCGUCCCCAGCCCCGCGCCCACCGAGGGGGAGGACCCCGCGCCCCCCGCCCACGGGGGCGCCCCCCGCCCGGGCGGCAGGCGGCGCUCCGAGCCGGGGGACCAGGAUGAGGAAGCCCCCGCCGAGGACGUGGAGGAGCCGGGGGCCGACCCGGGGGACGUCAGCCACGACGAGGACCUGGAGAGCUCGGCACCGCCCCGGCACCGCUGGGCCGGACACAGGGCACCGGGACCCCCGCGCUGGGCGGCGGAGCUGCCCCGGGGGGGGUCGCUGCCGCUGCCCCCCCGGCACUUCGCGCUCGGCAGCGGCGCUCGCGAGGGGCAACAACUGAAACGGCGCCGGCUGCUGCCCCCCACCCCCGCGGGCCGGAAGCCCUCCUUCACCAUCCAGUGCCUGCGGCGCCAGGGCAGCUGCGAGGACGAGCCCAUCCCCGGUACCUACAACCCCUCGGGCCCGCCCGGCUCCGCCCGGCCGCAGGCCUGGGCAGCCCCGGCCCGCGGGCACGUUCUGUACGCGCCGCUGAUCCUGGUGGAGGGGGCUCCGGCGGCGGGGGGCAGCCUGCCCCCCCUCAACCGCUGGUUCCCCCCCGCGCCGCUCCGCCUGCGGCCCUGCGGGCCCCACGACGCCCUGGCCCGAGGCUCGGCCGACAGCCUGGUGGAGGCCGUGCUGAUCUCGGAGGGGCUCGGGCUGUUCGCCCGCGACCCCAAGUUCGUGGCCGUGGCCAAGCGCGAGAUCGCGGACGCGUGCGAUAUGACCAUGGACGAGAUGGAGAGCGCGGCCGCCGACCUGCUGACCCGGCGCCGCGCCCCGCCCGCGCCCGCCGUCUACAGCGACGAGGAGCCGCUGCGGCCGCCGGCCGAGGAGGAGCUGGCGGACGAGAUGGGCUGGGCCGGCGGGGUCUAG
Messenger RNA from Pseudopodoces humilis (Tibetan ground-tit), 5625 nucleotides. Lineage: Eukaryota; Metazoa; Chordata; Aves; Passeriformes; Paridae. The record is from RefSeq and is a predicted model, not a curated record.